GCGCACAGACUUUUUCCCGGACAGCAACAAUCAGGAAAUUCCUCCCUCCAAAAGAGUCAACAGCAAGUUAGUAUAAAAUGAGACAAGUUGCACACAUUGACAAUAAUCCCACUGCCGGUGAAGGGAAGAAGCCACUCUACCCUCUGCAAAACCUCCAUCAUGAUUUGGCUCUCAGUCGGAGCUCUCCUGGCUCUAGUGGCCUGUCUACCACACACAGCCACUCAGCACCAGGGCGCGAAACAGUCUCAGGUCUCAGAGGUCUCAGCUCAUGAGCGGCAGAGGAGGAUGGUUGGGGGCCUCUUGGCGAGAAGCGUUCCUUGGCAUGUGAUGGUGUAUCUGGGCGAAGGGGUGUUUGAUGGCGGCUUCGCUGGCGGCGCUCUCAUCUCAGACAGCUGGGUGCUGACAGCAGGAAGGAACCUCUUCAUCCAAAGGAGUCGAGACGCCACUCGAGGAAAAGAGCCCCUCAUUCCCAAAAUCUACAUGAGAAUCACUCAUCGGGCCCAUGCUGAUGCAUCCACAGAGGCGGCAGUUGACAAGGUAUUCCUACACCCAGGCUUUCAAAACACAUCAGACUGGGACAAUGACCUGGCCUUGAUCCGGCUGAAAAGCCCUGUCACUUUCAGUGAAUCAGUGAUGCCUGUCCCUCUCCCUGAGCGGGGGGAUGACCUGGAGGAGACGCCGGGCACCCUGGGCCUUGUUGCCGGCUGGGGCUGGGGCAGGGACUUCAUCCAGUCCGACAUCCUCAAGUUUCUCAAGCUGCCCGUGGUCUCCCGACAGCAGUGCCAGUCCGGUUACCAGGGCAAGUCCGGCAAACCAGUGGUGGACGACAACAUGUUCUGCACCGGCCCAGGAGAGGACGAGGCCAACGUGUGCUUCUGGGACGCAGGUGGCGCCCUGGCGGUCCUCAACCCGGAACAGAACAGGGUUUAUGCGGCCGGGAUCCUGUCUUUCGAUAAGAGCUGCGCCGUGGAGAAGUACGCCGUUUACACAAAGAUAUCCCCCUACCUGCCGUGGAUCCACGAGGUCAUGAGGGGUGAUGAGGACUAUGCCUCCCAGCGCUCCUCUGCCCUGGCCCGCAUGUUUUCCAGGAGGUUUUAACUUGUGUGUCAUCUCACCCACAUUGUCUGACAUUAUUCAUUAUUCAUUAGCAAUGUUUUCUAUGCAUUUGUAUGCCUUGUGCAAUGCAACUUUAUGCAAAUACAGUACUUUUUCUGCUUCCUCCAAAUGUGUGGUCUGUUGUAAUUACUGGCUUAAUUUUGGAACAAUUAGUUAGGAGUAGCUGGCUGUGAUCAGGAAAUGUUGCAAUAUUUUAGAGAAUGCCACAGUCAUUGAUGAAAUGAAUUGUUAAUGUAUCAUUGAAUAGAUUAAUUGAAGAUAAGCAUACCGGUAUACAACAACUUGGCUCUGAUAAAAGGUGGCACACAUUUCAACAGAAGAAUAUCCAAAAGGGGUUAAAAAAAUCUCAAGCUUGUGGGUUUGAUUCACUUUGCAAUUUGGAAUCAAUCCUAGGUUGAUGUGGCCUGAUAUUGAUGUGGCCUUAAUAUGAAAGUCACAUAGUGAAAAAAAAUACAAGCAGAGAAAGCUAUUGUUAUGACUAAUGUUUAUUUCUAGUCAAUGCUGUUUACAGGCUAUAUUACAGCCAUAGAAAACGCAAGGAGGACACCUAGUGGUGUAUCUGGGUAUCAUUUAUUUUCUGCAUUUAGUCUAGAAAGUAGUUGUCCCGUGUUCAAAAAGAUGUCUGCAAGAAGUUGUUUUUUACGUUCAGAGCCUUGGAUAAGAUAUAUCUGUAAGUGUUGUUUUCACCUGUUGUUGUGACAUCAGAAAUGAAUACUUACAUGAAUCUUUAUGUGAACUAAAAGAAGAUAUUAAAGGAAAAUUCCGGUAUUUAGCA
Molecule: messenger RNA, 1891 nt
Organism: Alosa alosa (allis shad)
Lineage: Eukaryota; Metazoa; Chordata; Actinopteri; Clupeiformes; Clupeidae
Product: haptoglobin
Exons: 4
Coding region: 160-1098 (312 amino acids)
Biological process (GO): proteolysis
Molecular function (GO): serine-type endopeptidase activity
Source: RefSeq, a predicted model, not a curated record